Pterocles gutturalis (yellow-throated sandgrouse) is the source of this 960-nucleotide messenger RNA. RefSeq names its product cytochrome P450 1A4-like. The transcript has 6 exons. Bases 1 to 960 code for a protein of 319 amino acids. Gene Ontology annotation, biological process: progesterone metabolic process; hormone biosynthetic process. The record is from RefSeq and is a predicted model, not a curated record. Lineage: Eukaryota; Metazoa; Chordata; Aves; Pterocliformes; Pteroclidae. Gene Ontology annotation, molecular function: heme binding; iron ion binding; steroid 17-alpha-monooxygenase activity.
AUGUGCUUUGGCAGGCGCUACGACCACAAUGACCCAGAGCUGCUCAGUGUCGUUGACUUCAGUAAUGAAUUUGGGGAGGUGGCUGCUUCUGGCCACCCCGCUGACUUCAUCCCCGUGCUCCGGUAUCUCCCCAGCCGUGCCAUGGAGCUCUUUAAGGACAUCAACAGGCGUUUCAACUUCUUUGUGGCAAAAAUCAUCCAGGAGCAUUACACCAGCUUUGAUAAGGGCCACAUCCGGGACAUCACGGACUCGCUGAUUGAGCACUGCCAGGAGAAGAGCGGAGGGGAGGAUGCCUGCGUCCCACUCUCCAAGGAGAAGGUCAUCAGCAUCGUCAAUGACCUCUUUGGGGCAGGCUUUGACACUGUGACAACUGCCUUAUCCUGGAGCAUCAUGUACGCUGCCUUGUACCCUGACAUGCAGAAGAGGAUCCAAGAAGAACUAGACCAGGUCAUCGGCCAGGAGAGGAGACCGCGGCUGUCGGACCGGAGCACGCUGCCCUACACGGAAGCUUUUAUCCUGGAGACGUUCCGGCACUCCUCCUUGCUGCCCUUCACCAUCCCGCACAGUACGACAAAGGCGACGGUGCUGAAUGGCUAUUACAUCCCCAAAAACACCUGCGUGUUUAUCAACCAGUGGCAAGUGAAUCAUGACGAGAAGCUUUGGAAGGACCCCUCCACCUUCAACCCCGAGCGGUUCCUCAGUGCUGCGGGGACUGAAAUAAACAGGACAGAGAGCGACAAAGUUCUGGUGUUCGGGUUGGGGAGGAGGCGAUGCAUCGGCGAGUCCAUCGGCCGCUGGGAGAUCUUCCUCUUCUUGGCCACCCUGCUGCAGCAGCUGGAGAUCCGCCUGCGCCCCGGCGAGAAGGUGGACAUCACUCCUCAGUACGGACUGACCAUGAAAUACAAGAAAUGCGACUGCUUCCAGAUUAAGAAGCGUUUGCCCACAAAGAGCUCUCCUUAA